CCGCUCAAUACACACCCACGCUUCAUAGAAAAUGCAAAAUGGGGAUCUAGCGAUUCGACAGACACGCCUUGGACCAUCUCCAAAGAAAGACCUCGCUAUCAUCGAUCUUAAACCUUUACAUGCAGAGCCCAAGCGUUGUUCCUCCAAGAGCCCCUCGCCCCAGAGCUCCCCGGUAACUGGUCCUGCGUUUAUAUUCCGACUCCCGCAAGAGCUUCUAGUCUCUAUCAUUGAGCUUGCCAUUUUUGAACCUAAUGAUCGGCAUGGAUGCUCCGACUGCAGCUUCACCCCGAAUGCUAAAUGCGCGAAAGCACUAUCGCGCACAUGUUGGCGAAUAAGCCACAUCGCCCAACCAAUGCUAUUCCACACUAUAGCAUUUGAAGGCACACCGUCGAUGGUGCCACCUAAAAAGGGUGUCAUUCGGUUACACCUCGCGCUACGGCAGAAUCCGUCCCUUCGUCAACAUUGCAGACGUUUUUCCAUCGGCGUUUCAGACGCAACAACACUGAGGCCACAGGACUGGGCCAUUGCAAAAGACCUUGCAAAAUGGCUAACCAGAGUGCGAUGUUUGAAGUGUUACGGGGGGUUCGAGAAACCAAAUAAGGAUACAUGGCGUCUAAUCCAAAGCUUGAUGCAGAAGUCGGAAGACUUACGACAUUGGAGGCUUACUAGGGAAGGCUGGGGGCUUUAUCUCCAGCACGUGUUAAACGUCCCGACCCCAAAGCUUAAAAAGUUGGAGCUUCAUGGGAUUUCUGAGUUGAAAGCUCAUUCUCUGCAGCUAGACCCAAAGUUGUUCCGCACUGCGUCCUUUACCUCCCUCGCUAUAUCCGACUACGGGGAAACACCGCAAUCCACUGCUCUGCUUAUCCAGUGGCCGGCCCAGCUCGAACACUUCAAAUUUGGUAGCUUCUACAACAACCCCUGGAUGAUGGACUACCCCAUGUUCCAAUCGUGGCUUUCUAUCCACAGCAAGUCCCUCAAGACCAUCGACAUUGGCUACCUCUCUCGCAAUGGCGGUGAAAACAAGCACCUCUUCGACGCAACACUCUUCCCCAAUCUUGAAUCUUUGACGCUAUCUAGGUGGCAGAUGGGCUAUCCAGGUGAACUCACACCAUUCACCGCGGAAAGUGCGAAUUUUUUAGGGCCGAAACUGAAGUUCUUCGGAUGGAGUUUCCACAUUUAUGACCAACAUAGCGAGUCUUGGAGCGACUUUGGAGAGAAAGAAGAAGCGUGGCUACAAGAGCUUGGCGAACAUGCUAUAGCUCGCAAGGCUGCUCUCAAGACAGUCAAGAUAGGGUUCCGCCCCGAUUACUGGGCAAGAGUGGGGAGGGAUGAAUAUCCGUGGGACCGGAUGGACAAGAUUCGAGACGAGCUUCUGAGACCUAACCGCAUGGAUCUUGUUUAUUCCACACCCAUCAUAUCAAAAGAACAAUGGUUGAAAGGCAUGGAGGCGCCAAACCCGUAUGCCCUGAAUGAGACGCAGUAUGAGGAACAGUCGGAGUCAGAGUCCGAUAUUGAACCCUGGGGUCAGACACCGCCAGGCGUCCAUGGAGGCGAUAUCAGAGACUAUUUUAGUUUGCCGCGGAAUACGGGCUCCUAGUUAUCAGCGUUAAAAACCUUUGCCUGGCUUGGCUUCCACCGCCGUGGGAUCGGUAGCCCAGGAUUUCAUGGUUCGAAGGUUCCUUGCGGAACAGUUUGAGCUCUCUUGCAUGCCACCAAGACCCAGCGCGGAUCCAAACGCGAUGGGGCAAAUCUCCGAGCCGUUCUUGGCCCGUCGGAGCUUGAAUCUCUUUAUCGGUGUGCUUCCACGACCACUCUGGGUUCUUCACGAACGGGUCUCUCUCCAACAAGUUUCCAUAUCCUCAAGCAAGAGAGCUGUUUGCAGACAGUGUUACAAGACCAGUACACGGGUCAGAUGCAGCCCAUCGUGCUGAGCUAGAUGCUAGGAGACGAACAGAACCUUGAUUAGAGUGUAAUGUAAUGGCUUUACUGCGAG
Molecule: messenger RNA, 1993 nt
Organism: Trematosphaeria pertusa
Lineage: Eukaryota; Fungi; Ascomycota; Dothideomycetes; Pleosporales; Trematosphaeriaceae
Exons: 2
Coding region: 32-1597 (521 amino acids)
Source: RefSeq, a predicted model, not a curated record